UAAACCCUCCUUCAAAGCUGAAAACUUAAAAAAAAUAAAAAAUAAAAAAUCUGCCGCUCUCUUCUUUCCUGUCGAACGAACCUAACAAAACCUCCCUCUAAAAGAGUCCUAUAGCCGAUAUGGGAACACCUGAAACUUCUCGUGAGCCGUGUCCAGAUCGUAUUAUCGAUGAUAUCGGCGGCGCUUUCGGCAUGGGAGCCGUCGGUGGCUCAGCUUUCCACUUCAUCAAAGGCCUCUACAACUCUCCAACAGGCACGCGGCUUAUCGGCGGAACUCAAGCAGUUCGCAUGAACGCUCCGCGUGUUGGCGGUAGCUUUGCCGUCUGGGGCGGCCUCUUCUCUGCCUUCGACUGCUCAAUGGUUUACCUCCGCCAGAAGGAAGAUCCAUGGAACUCGAUCAUCGCUGGCGCCGCCACCGGUGGCUUCCUCUCCAUGCGGCAAGGGCUUGGCGCGUCGGGUCGGUCUGCUCUUUUUGGUGGCGUGUUACUGGCUUUGAUUGAAGGAGCUGGAAUUAUGCUCAAUAAGGUAAUGAGUGCUCAACAGGAGAUGCCUAUUAUGAUUGAAGAUCCUGUUCCUUCUAUGGCUGGUGGGCAUGGUUCUCCUAUGGGCCAGCCCCACGCCCAUGCCCAAGAGGGUGCAUCUGCAAGUGAGACGAAUUCGGGUUCGUGGUUCGGUGGGUGGUUCGGUGGAGGGAAGAAGGAAUCAGAGGCUAAUAUAAGCGGAAGCAAGACUGAGAUUUUAGAGAGCUUUGAUGCACCACCAGUGCCAAAUUUUGAGUACAAAUGAAAAAAUCGAAAAAGAUGAGCUUGUUUAGGGUUUUAUAAACUUGUUAUUAGGAGGUAAUGAUUUUGGAGCUUGUGAAGGUACAAACUUGUUGAACUCGAUCCUUGUCCUCUUUGAAAUUUUAUUUCUCUGCUUGAAUUAUGAAACAGAGCGGCAGCAAUGUAUAAUAAUUCACUGCCAAUUUUGUAUUUUUUUUUUUUUGGCUGAGGUUAAUGAAUUUUUGCUUGGGUGACUAAUUCUCAAUGUUAUUGGAUGGGAAAUGGUAUCCCAAUAUCAUGGAGACCAAGUUCUGGCUUGUUGAAACUCGGUUUGCAAAUACAGUGUUUGUGGCUGUGCCUCCAUCUCUCUA
Messenger RNA from Populus euphratica (Euphrates poplar), 1131 nucleotides. Its product is annotated as mitochondrial import inner membrane translocase subunit TIM17-2-like. Gene Ontology annotation, cellular component: TIM23 mitochondrial import inner membrane translocase complex. Gene Ontology annotation, biological process: protein import into mitochondrial matrix. NCBI's taxonomy places the organism in Eukaryota, Viridiplantae, Streptophyta, Magnoliopsida, Malpighiales, Salicaceae. Gene Ontology annotation, molecular function: transmembrane protein transporter activity. The record is from RefSeq and is a predicted model, not a curated record. The transcript has a single exon. The coding region runs from base 120 to 785 and encodes 221 amino acids.